CAUAACCAGUUUUCUUUAGUUUCGCGUCCUAAUAUGAUCUCCUGUAGUCAGUUGAGACUUUAAUUUUGUAAUAUCAAAAGGAAUCAAAUAUUUAAUGGUCUGCUACAGCUUAAUUUUUAUUAAUAAUGUUGUAUUGUGUUCUCCGAUUAAUUUUGAAAAGAAUCAAAUUCUGUAAAUUGAGAUAACUUGAUGUAAAUAGUUGACAAUACAUCGGUUUCGCAAGUAGGUAGAGGUGUUUUAUUUGUGUACAUUGUGUAAAAUAUCGACGGGAUUUGUUGAUUUAUGCGGUGUUCUUGGUGUUUUUAGACGAAAAUCGUGUUGUUAGUGUUUUAGAGAGAUGUGUAUUGUGUACUGCUCAAUGCUGCAGUGUAAAUUGGUGUUGUGUCAGCUAUUUGUUUGUCGUUCGAGUCGUGUGAGUGAGCUAUGCUGACUCCUCGUCACAUCUGCGACGUUGAUACUCGGCCGGCGAGUCGGAGUCAACAGAAGUGUAGCGUCGCCCACCAUGUUCCGACCGGAGUCGCCACUCGCUGACCAUCGCAGCUUGUUGCCUCGUCGGCUCCUUCCGGUUAAAGCACAAAUAGCACCAGCGGACAAAAGAAAGAAUAGACGCUCCCUCGAGCUAAAUCCUCCAAAUGACCACGUUACAUACGACUACCCGAAACUUCUCAUAUCAAAGACAACAGACUCCCUCAAUACAGAAUGUCCUCGCAAGCUAAUUCACAAGCAGGACUCCGCUGAUAGCUUAAAACGAGCACUUUUAUCCAAAGAUGACAACAAAAAUAAAGAGGCAGACAAAAAAGGCCACAUCACUAAAAAUGAUUCGAGUGAGAGUCUUAAAAAGGCGUUAUUGUGUAGACAAGAGUCUAAUGAAAGCGCGAAGAGAAGAGAUUCUGAUCCUAAAAAGGCCUCUAAUCAAGAUGUAAAAAGAGUUGGUUCGGAGGUGAAGAGAGGUAGCGAUAAGAAAGGAUUAUUGGAGACUGAUGCAGAUGAACCUUGUAAAAGGAUAUAUGAGAGGCGAACGGGUUGCACUCGACCCACAUUACCUCCUGUUGCGGAAAAAGGGGUGGUAUCUCCUAAUUCUCCUAAUGGUAGCCCGAGUACGCCUAGUGUAGCUGCCGUGGCUGAGGGUCUGGUGAGAUGGGGCAGUGGUCUAUUAUCGCCUAAAGAGGAGCCGAGACUCAGAGCAGCCAGAAGUUGGUACGGCUAUGGGACGCUACCAACAGACAGUGACAAGAUGGGAGCGGGCGCGAAUGGGCCAGGCGGUCGUAGAGCCCUAGAGCUGAUCCUGAGCGGUGGACUCAAGUCGCUAGCGAGGCCUACCAAGCCGGUACGAAGAGCCGCUUCAAGGGACUCCGUACUGUCGCAACCACAGCCAUUGUUAGAAGGCCUCAGGAAGUGUUCCACGGUACUCGCGUUGACUGACCGCGAGAAGACUUCUGAGCCUAUUAGGCCCCACAACCGCCUCCGGGCACCUUCCGUCUGCUCCCGAUGCUCAUCGCUGCUGUCCUUGGCCGGCGCUGGUGGUUCCAGGUACUCCCUGGACGGCGCCGGUGGAGGCUUCGUGCCAGCAGCACCCAUCAACUGCAAGCUGUGUCUAGAAGAUGCUACGGCCGAUAAAGUGACCGUCAUCGCUGCAUGCGGCUGCAUGUUCUGUACCAAGUGUAUGAAAACGUAUGUGGAGCUGGAAGUCUGCCAGGGGGCGUACGAGGUGUCCUGCCCCGAUGGCAGGUGCAGGACAGGGGCUGCGCUGGGCCUCGACGAGAUCUCAGCGCUGGUGGAGCCAUCGGUCAUGGAGAAACACCGCAAGUUUAGACUGAACCAUG
This is a messenger RNA of Achroia grisella, 1823 nucleotides long. RefSeq lists its product as uncharacterized. Lineage: Eukaryota; Metazoa; Arthropoda; Insecta; Lepidoptera; Pyralidae. The annotation marks the transcript as partial. The transcript has 6 exons. The record is from RefSeq and is a predicted model, not a curated record.